Messenger RNA from Cucurbita pepo subsp. pepo (vegetable marrow), 3036 nucleotides. RefSeq names its product Phox (PX) domain-containing protein. Lineage: Eukaryota; Viridiplantae; Streptophyta; Magnoliopsida; Cucurbitales; Cucurbitaceae. Gene Ontology annotation, biological process: protein transport. The record is from RefSeq and is a predicted model, not a curated record. Gene Ontology annotation, molecular function: phosphatidylinositol binding.
CCCGCCGAGGAGCUGAAGGAAGAAAGUCGCGGGCCAGACGACGACAGUUCGGUGUUUGCUUCUCAAGCACUCUCUCUCUCUCUCUAACUUUUUGUCUCUCUCUCUUCAACAGUCGCAGACGGAACCGAACGGCCAAAGCUGAGAGAAAAUUCCCAAUUCACUCUCUGCACGCGGCUUUCAGGUUUCUACGUUUUCCCCCUUUGCUGGCUUGAGAUUCGAGUUCCAUCUGUCCAUGGUCAGAUUUUCCGUCUCUCGUUUUGUUUUUUUCGGAUUCGGUCCGAUGGAAAAACGUCGUUGAUGAUUGCUGUGGAACUUGGGCGGGAGGUCGUUCAGAAAAUGGUUGAUUGGAUUGGAUUGGAUUCGAUUGAAUUGCGUAGAGGAUGAGGAAGAUGAUCUAAUCGAAUUCGUGUUUCCGAUCCUGAUGGCUGUCUUCAAUUCGUGAAUUUUAGGAGAAAGUUGAAGUAUGAUGCAGAAUCGAAGUCCGCCCAAGCAUCGACACGAUGGCACCUCGCCGUUGCCUCUUGGAAUGGACUGGAGCCCUCCUCCUCGAAAAUGGAAUGGGAAGAACACAGUUUGGCCUCAUGACCAUCGCACUGGAUGGAGUUACUGUGUCAUAAUACCUUCAUGGGUUGCUCUUCCUAAAUCACGAGUUGCAGAUCCCGUAGUGUUCUACAGGGUUCAGGUUGGUGUACAGUCACCUGAGGGGAUCACAGCGAUGCGGGGAGUAUUAAGGCGAUUUAAUGAUUUCUUGAAUUUAUUUUCCGAUGUUAAAAAGGCUUUUCCAAAGAAAACUAUUCCACCAGCUCCAUCCAAAGGAAUCUUACGGGUGAAAACCAGGACGCUCUUAGAAGAGAGAAGGCGCUCUUUGGAGGAGUGGUUGACAAAGCUGUUGUCUGACAUCGACAUAUCAAGAAGUGCUGCAGUAGCGUCCUUCCUUGAGCUAGAAGCUGCUGCUAGGUCUUUUUUCCAAAAUGAUAAUCAGGGGCCUUCAGAUGAAUACCCUGAUUAUAACAGUAAAAUUUCUGCACAUCAAUCCCCUCCUAAUUCAAGCUCAUCUACUGUUGCCGGUGGCUUGUCGCUUGCAUCAGAUUAUGGCAGUGAUACUGCUUAUGAGGCGUCUGAACUUGGUACAGCAAGUCUGGGAAGAGAUGAUAAUUCUGAAAUAGCCAUGGAUGAUUUAGCUCUGGACGACGAUCUUUCCAGUCCAAUUGAAAAACUUGUGAAGUAUGGAUUGUCCAAUAUUGAUGAGGGACUCUUUAUGGGUCAGGCCAUUAUAGAGCAGUUGGAAGGCCUUCCAAAACACAAAUCUCGUCCUGGAUAUAAUAGCAAUUUAAAGGAUGGGCACAAUGGUAGUACUUCCAAGGCAUCGUACUUGAAUAAAAAUGGACUGGUGCCGUUUGCAGAUCCCGAGCAUGGCAAGGUAAUUGGUCAUGCUCGCAAGCUGUCUGAUGAGAGUGUGGCAAGUGAUGCAAGUUCUCUGAGAGGUGGAGAAAUUUCAAGCUUUUCACCAUUAGGCAAUGGCUCACUUGACCAUUCAGGUGCUGAGGUUUCAAAUGCAGUCGAAUUUCUUAGCAACCCUGAAUUGCAUUUUUCACAUGAUGCACUGCUCUUCCCAAAGGAUCAUCGCCAUAAAUUGAAUAGGGUUCUUUCAACAAUGCAUCAAAGGCUAGUGACUGCAAAAACAGACAUGGAGGACCUUAUAUCAAGAUUGAACCAGGAAAUAGCCGUGAAAGAUUACCUUAGAACAAUGGUUAAGGAUUUGGAAGUAGAACUCGAAACAAAUAAGCAGAAAAGUAAAGAAAACCUUCAACAAGCUAUUUUGAUGGAGAGGGAAAAGGUUACCCAAAUGCAGUGGGAAAUGGAGGAACUUCGUCACAAAUCAUUGGAAAUGGAGUUAAAAUUGAAGUCUAAAGAGGGUGAAGAUCCAUUUUCAGUGCCUACAAAAGAAUUUACCCUCCAGGAGAAGGUUGCUUUGCAAGAAGAGCUUGAAUCCACGAAAGAGCAACUAAAUAAUGUUUUUAAGCGAUUUGAAGAGCUUGAAGGAAAAUCAAAAGCAGACAUCAGGGUUCUUGUUAAAGAGGUCAAAUCUCUUCGAAGCACCCAAGCCAAACUUAAAGAAGAGCUUAGUCAAACACUCCAACAGAAGUCUGAGACUGAGGAGUUCCUUCAACAGGAAAGAGAAAUGAGACAGCGCGCUAACACCGCUUGGAGAAAGCUGCUGUCUGAAUGUAGGAGCCUACAUGAUCGGCUUAAAGAAUGCAGCAUGAACUUUUCAGCAGAUGAUGAUUAUAACCAUGAUGUGGAAUCAUCAGCCUUAUCUAAUGCCUUGGAUUUGUUGACAACAUCUGAUGACCAACUCAAUCUCCUGCUCACUGAGGAAAACCUUCUACUCGCUGGCAACCAAACCGCUACUUCAAUGGCAGAUGAUGCCGUUCAAGAUCACCACAACAGUUCGAUUGAGAUAGACACAGAGCUGAGGAUGAUACUUAAAGACAUGUUCACAGAAAACGCUAGGUUGAGGAAACAGGUCAAUUCGUACUACCGGCAUAGUAUGCGAUCGAAGAUGUCAAAGGAAGCUGAUGGUGCAGAGGCUUCUUCUUCUUCAGAACAUACCGAAGUACAUACCAGUACAGAGACAUGAUAGCUGUUGAUCAGUAUAUUAUUUCCCUCUUUCUUUCUUUCUUUUUCUAGUUUUUCCCCCUCCAUCCCUCUAAAUAUAAGAAAGCACUUCGUUAUUCAGUAGCCGUUUUGCUCAUCUUUGGAUAAAUAAUGCAGCUAGCUUGAUAUAGUGGAUAAUUUUAGCCAAUGGGUUGGUGCAAAAGUCAGUGAUGUCAUUUUGUGGCUUGAGUUUGCUUUUUAGGGAAGGUUACAUUAUGAAUCAGGGGACCCUGCAACUGAUAAGGGAUGCUCAUAUGCCCCUAACAUUUGACCUAUUUGGCCCCUCCCACGACACACAUGUUCUACUUUUACUUUGUCUUCAUGUUUUUGUUCAUUUUGAGAACAAAUGCUAACAAAGCCAAAAAUUGAACAUUUGCA